UUAUGUAAAACAAUUUAGGAUCCCGCCGGUUCCUGUUCAGUUUUGCUAACGUUUAAUCAGUUUAAUGGUCCACGCAGUACGAGAGUACGACUGUUCAUGUGCACGUGUUCGCGCCUUGACAAUAAACAAGCUGGCUACAGUUUGGCGCGAUAAUCUUAACGCGAUAAUACAAUCGUCUUCGUUCGCGACGAUCGGAACCACGAGAUGUAUUCGACAAUCACUGCAGCUAGGCGGGAGCUUAAACUGUUUUACAUAAGAGUGGAGACUCUAUCGAAAAUGCUGGCGCAGCGACGCUACAGCGGAGGGAUUGUGUACAGACUCUUCAGCUGACGGCCUGUGUGCACUUGUGUUAACUUGUGUGUAGUCGUGUAGUCAAGAUGGCCUCCGCGGAGCAAGUCGGUCUGAAUAAAACCUGGGAAUUGUCGCUUUAUGAGCUCCAUCGUACGCCCCAAGAUGCGAUCACCGACAACACGGAAAUCGCCGUUAGUCCGCGUAGUUUACACAGUGAACUCAUGUGUCCGAUCUGCCUGGACAUGCUCAAAAAGACGAUGACUACGAAAGAGUGCUUGCAUCGCUUCUGCUCCGACUGUAUCAUUACGGCACUCAGGAGUGGUAAUAAGGAAUGUCCAACGUGCAGGAAAAAGUUAGUCUCGAAGAGGUCACUCAGGCCAGAUCCAAAUUUCGAUUUGUUAAUAUCGAAGAUCUAUCCAAGCCGUGACGAGUACGAGGCGCAUCAGGAAAGGGUGCUGGCGAAACUGAACAAGUCACAUUCGCAGGCCGCACUGGUGAAUUCCAUAACCGAAGGCAUUAAAUUGCAAAGCCAAAAUCGGCCACAGAGGUCACGGAAAUGUGCCAAUGAAUCAGAGAAUGCUAGCAAUGCGACGUCUUACAGUAACUCGCAAAAUGCCAGCGCACCAGCCACACCGAACGCAGCGACAAAUGCUGCGAAUCAAAGUGAUUCUUCCCAGAGCACAACGGGGCCUUUAAAUAAUAGCAGUGGGGGCACGACAUCUAGGAACUCUACGACACCAUCACCGAACCCAGCUAAUCAAAUUCCUAAGCCACCAAAGCGGCAAAAGAGUUUACAGAAUUCUGAGAAUGAUUCGUCUAGCGCGGAAGCUGAGACUGGUGGUGGAGAUUCGAUGGUAGACACAGAAGGCGAAGGACCCAGCGAGCCUUUAUUAUUAAACGAGAUCGAGCUCGUUUUUAAGCCACACCCAACGGAGAUGGCUGGUGACAAUUCGUUGAUAAAAGCUCUUAAAGAGAACAGCAUCCGGUAUAUAAAAACGACGGCCAACGCGACAGUGGAUCAUCUGAGCAAAUACUUGGCCAUGCGACUGACGUUAGACUUGGACACAGAAUUGUCCGAGUCGGACAGGCUACUCAACUUUUGCAUUUACAUAGCACCAUCGCCCGGCCAACUGGUGGUUCUUAGCGGCUCGCAGACGUUGAGACAAGUGAAUGAUAAAUUCUGGCGUGUCAAUCGACCUUUGGAGAUGUAUUACUCGUGGAAAAAGACCUAGGGAAGGCCUCGAAAGUAUCAGUCUGAUGGGAGUUAAGUCGCAUUAACGUUUGACAAAAAAAUUAAAUAAAAAUGAAAAAAAAUACAUUCGUACCGCGUGGAGUACAGAUAGACGCGUAUUGUUAUACCAGAAGCGAACGAUAUAUUUUAUUGAACUUCAUUAGUCUUAGGCCUUAGAUUAUGAUCAAGGAUAAGGUGGUAUGAGGACAGCGAGAUCCUCGUAAUUAAGGAAUGGUGCCCUUUUCAUCCUUCUCUCGGGACUUGGUGUGUUCAAAAAGGAGUAAUAGAAAUGUCGAUAGAUUUUUAAUUGAACUUUCGUACAGCGGUUUAUUCUAAAUGCAAACGGAGCUCGGGCUUGGAUACAAACUGCCAUUAAUCAGAUUGCAUUGCAUUAUGAAUGGAUCGGGCCGAAUUUUUUGUUGUUGCCGAACCGGCGCGUUAAUACAAACUAUGCCUUCUUUCGCCACAGGCAUAAGUUAUUACUCGGUGCCCCCAUUUGCAUUAUAGAAUCUCAGCAACCUGGUGGCCUUCAUGGUUAAACAACUCGUUUAAUUUAAGUCGCAGAUUGCUGAUUCUCGCUGUGGACCAUUCUGUAUAGUUUCAUCGAAUAAACCAGUGAUAUAACAUUUAA
Messenger RNA from Ceratina calcarata, 2153 nucleotides. RefSeq names its product E3 ubiquitin-protein ligase Sce (gene Sce). Gene Ontology annotation, molecular function: chromatin binding; ubiquitin protein ligase activity. The transcript is spliced from 5 exons. The coding region runs from base 378 to 1523 and encodes 381 amino acids. NCBI's taxonomy places the organism in Eukaryota, Metazoa, Arthropoda, Insecta, Hymenoptera, Apidae. The record is from RefSeq and is a predicted model, not a curated record. Gene Ontology annotation, cellular component: ubiquitin ligase complex; PcG protein complex.